Molecule: messenger RNA, 8142 nt
Organism: Penaeus indicus
Lineage: Eukaryota; Metazoa; Arthropoda; Malacostraca; Decapoda; Penaeidae
Gene: Tbc1d8-9
Product: TBC1 domain family member 9-like
Exons: 24
Coding region: 108-3890 (1260 amino acids)
Source: RefSeq, a predicted model, not a curated record
GCCAUCUAGCGGCGGAAGUCAACAACCUCGAUGUCAACAAAACCCAGCUGAUUUUUGACCACUUUUAUGACGCAAGAAAAAACGGAGGCGAUGAAUUAGUCUCCAUCAUGUGGGUCAAGCCAGAGGAAGUGCUGAUGGCCGGGGGGUUCUGGGACACAGAAGGGGCCAACACAUACUUCCUUCUCCAGCAACGCAAGGGAUCUGGCAAUGCCUCCUCGCGCGGCCUUGCUGGGCUCCUCAUCGGCACUCUGGAUUCGGUUUUCGACACGAAGCCACCCCCUUUUCGGAUACUGCACCAGACCCCUUCUUCAGAGCUCUAUUACAUUGUGGCAGUGUCACUGAAGAAGGAGGAAAUAGACGAACACUGGGAAUGGUUGGAGAGGAACUUGAUGAGUAUCUUAGCGACUUUCGACAAAGAUGAAGACAUUACAGAUUUUGUGCGCUGCAAGGUAGAGUCCCUGGUGGCAAAUUCUACCAUUAUUGAUCCACAGAACACACCUGAUCCAGAUUCAGAGACGUUUAAGGCAGUUUCCUUCAAGUUUAAGAAACUAUUUAACAUGCCUGAAGGGGAGAAGCUUGUGAAUUACUAUUCCUGCAGCUAUUGGCACAACCGCUUACCUAGACAAGGCUGGUUGUACUUGAGCGUGAACUACCUCUGUUUCUACUCCUUCCUUCUCGGCAAGGAGACUCGGGUCAUUGUGCGAUGGAGGGACGUAACAUUGCUCGAUUGCACCAAUGCCCUGAUCUUUCCCGACAGCAUUAGGGUCUCGACGAGAGAUCAUGAGCACUACUUCUCAAUGCUUUUGAGAAAGAAGGAAACCUAUGAACUCAUGGAGCAGUUAGCAAACAUGGCAAUGAAACAGUUAAUAAAUGAUGAAGAAUUUACAGAAGAUAAGGAUUUGUUGACCAAAGUAAGUAAAAAAGUACCCAAGAAACCAUCAUUCUUGAAGAGGGACCUGGAUGCCCGAGCUCAUUCUGACAUGUACCGUAGUAAGUUCAGAUUACCACUGAGUGAGAAACUAGAUGGUUCCACUACGUGUUCUCUCUGGACUCCUUACAGAAAGGUUUAUGUCAGUGGAACCUUAUAUAUUUCUUUCAACUAUAUCUGCUUCGACAGCAAGAUUGCCAACCUAGUGAGUGUGGUAUGUCCUUUGCGUGAUGUGCACAGUGUAGAGCGUGUGGAUAGCGUAAAAGGAAACGCGACUGUGAAACGUGCUCUGUUCAUCUGUACAACACAGUCCAGCUCAACCAACUCCUUCCUGUUUAUUGAUGUUGGGGAUCGGGACUUUGUCAUAAACAAACUGUCUGAGAUGUUGGGCAAGAGUAUUCCCACAAAAAAUGCUCUUCCAGAUCAUCUGUCCUUUGGGAGUUCUAAGGUUGGCAGUCGUUCCAACUCGGUCUGUGAUGACAGAAGUGAAGACAUCAGUCUCAGCAGUCUGAGUUUAGGCAGUACCGCUGAUAGCAACACCACUCUGGUGUCAGAAACUCCUGAAGCAGAAACCACAACCCUACCCCUGAGAGCUCUCUGUCCUGUCCUUGAUGAAGAUGUGGAAGAGGAAGAAAGAGUGAGAAGAAAAGAACACAUUUGGGAGAGACACUGGGCAGAGUAUGGCCGAGGGGUCACCAUGUACAGGACUGUAGAAACAGCUCGCCUCGUCCUGGAGGGCCUUCCGGACUCCAUGCGGCCUGAAAUAUGGAUGGUGUUUUCUGGUGCUAUCAAUGAAAUGGCAACCAACGUAGGGAGUUAUGAACAGGCUGUGGUAGCGGGACUGAAGAGAGGGGGUCCUGCUAAUGACGAGAUCGAGAGAGACCUACACCGUUCCCUUCCAGAGCACCCUGCGUUCCAAAGUGAAAUGGGGAUAUCUGCACUAAGACGUGUUCUCUGUGCUUAUGCCUGGAGGAAUCCUGCUAUUGGUUACUGCCAGGCAAUGAAUAUUGUCGCAUCAGUGCUCCUCGUGUAUUGCAACGAAGAGGAGUCCUUCUGGCUCUUGGCGGCACUCAGUGAACGCCUUCUUCCUGACUAUUACAACACCAGGGUAGUUGGGGCUCUUGUUGAUCAGGGGGUGCUCGAGGACCUCAUUCUGGACCACUUGCCCGGCCUUCACAAUAAGCUGUCUGAAUUGGGCAUCAUUUCUCUGAUCUCGCUGUCUUGGUUCCUUACUCUCUUCCUCAGUGUUAUGCCAUUUGAAGCGGCCGUUCAUGUGGUCGAUUGCUUUUUCUACGACGGUGCACGGGUUGUAUUUAUGGUCGCCCUUGCUAUCUUGGAAGCAAACAAGGAGACACUUGAGAAUUGUGGUGAUGAAGGGGAAGCCAUGAUGGUCCUGUCCGAUUACCUCAGUUCCAUUACAAGUCCUGCAGCUCGCUAUGCCAAGCGGAGAUCGAGUGUAUCGGGAGACAAACAGGCUGAUUCACCAGAGAAGUUGGUCAACAUCACAGAAGUUAUAGAAGCUGCCUACACUGGCUACGGCUUCAUCACCAACGUGGCCAUCGAAAGACUCCGGGUGAAGCACAGGUUGCGUGUAGUGCAGACACUGGAGGACACAGUAAUGAGGAACACCCUGCGCACUGUGGGACCAGAUUGUAUGCUGGGGGAGGAAGAUCUCAAGGAAUUAGUGGUAUAUGUACGCAGUGAGCAAAUUUUAGGUGGAGAUGACAAGGAACUCCGUCAGCGGAAUAAUUCAGGAAAUCCACUAAAUCAAGAAGGAUAUGCCUUGGGCUAUGAAACAUUCCGACAGCUGUUUUUGGCAGUGUCGCCCUGGGGACAGGGUGAUCGUGCAGAGAGUUUAACAACAAGCAUGUUUAACAUGUUAGACGUUGAUGGAUCCCAUGUCCUUAGUUUCCGGUCUGUGGCCUGGCUUUUUGGUGUCCUGUGUGGCAGAGACUUCGCUCGAAAGCUGCGAUUAUUCUACUACCUGCAUUUAGCCUUCCCUCCAAACUUAGACGAAGUUGAUAAGCCAAGAAAACCUGAGGAAAUAGAGGAAGAGGCAGCUGUGGAGGCAGAGGAGUAUUUCGACUUCAUGGACGACUGCCCAAAGAAGGGGAAAGUCGACCUGGCGGUACCCGAUGACACGGACUCCCACACGACAGAGACAUCACCCAAGCAGGAAUACUGUGAUGCCUUGACAGGUCUGGCAACAAUACACAACCGUGACUACCGCAUGUAUGAGCAGCACUUCUUACCCACCAUGAACCAAGAACAGUUUAUCAACAUGUGGCGUUCUGUGUACAGCUUCUUUGCCCUCGAGACCAACCAAGACAUAUUCACAUCACUGUCAAGAGUUGGUACACUGUUGCUGCAGAUUGGGGAAGUGGGACGGAAAGUGAGAGAGUCGUCUUCGAAGUCCAACAGUGGAAAUGCAAGUGAUGUAGGAGAAAUGGCAUCGGGAAGUGACCCAGAACUUGACAAAACUAGUGGAAUAGUGUCAGACGUUUCAGCUGCGACCACUGUAGAGGGAGAGACGUGGUGUUCACAGCUGGCCAACAAAGAGGUCUCUCAUGCCUCAGACAAGUGUUCGAGUAGCACCGCAGACACGCCAGAGGAACCCCAGAAGAGUUCAGGGGCUGAUAUAGAAGGUCCUCUCAGUGAUGAAAAACAGGAGGAGGUUCAGGAGAAGGAGACACAGGACAAGACACCCAAGGAAGGUGGACACUCCCCUGAUAACUUUGAUGACUCAGGCCAGUCCAGCCGGCACUCCUCCCUCUCGCAGCCUUCCCAUCAAGAGUGGAGUAUAUCCUUCGAACAGUUCCUGGCCAACAUCGCCAAUGAGGAGAGACUAAUGUCCUUCUUCGAAAAGCCUGUCGAUUUAGCGCAAGAGGUACAAAAGUUAAGAAAAAGACAGGCACUCAGCACCAAUGGCAUGAUUGGCUCAUUGGUGUCAUCACCGUUGUAGAAUUUUGUUUUCCAUAGACAUUUAAAUUAUAUUUAGAAUACUUGUAUAUGUAUAGUCUAUAAUGUUGUGAUUCAAGAUAUAUGUCUUUCUCAUGCUGAUCUGUAUAAUCAUUUUCUUUAGAAUGUACUGAUGAUGUGAUAUAGUUAAUCCCUGUGAAUUAAUAAAACAGAUGAUAAAUUAUGAGAUACUGAAAGCAGUGUAUGUAUGUGAGCACUAACCAUCUAUAUCAGUAAAACUUUUAGAUCACAUGGAAGAGAAGCUUUCAGUUUUAUUAGUUGACUGUGACUGAAACUGCACAUGACAAACCCUAAUAAUGUUACUAUAAUUAAUUUCAGGUAGGUUCUACAAUGUAUGUUUGUCCUUGCCAUAUGUAUUCUUUGGUUGCAGUAUUCGGAAAUGUUUUCAGGUAAUGUCAUGUAUUUAUCUGUAAAGUAUUAGCGGGCAUUCAUUUUUCUUUUUAUAUGAUAUUGGUGGUUUUAGAAGAAAAAAAAAUUGUUUAUUGUGAAGUGUGUAUGUAAUGUUAGAAUUAAUUUUAAUGCAUUUUUUCUCUUUUAUAGAGGUUGGGUGCAACAACAAACCUAAGUGGCAAUGGUUUGCUGUAUUUUGGUUUCCCUUUUUGUUCUUUGUAAUAGAUAUGGAGCAUGCUAUUGCCAUAUCAAAUGUUAAGUCUGUUUCAAAGAUAGCAUUUUGACUAUUAAAAUGGUAACUAUUCCAAAGUACUAAGAAAGGCAAUGCUGUUCACUGAACUUCAUUAGUGGAUGUGGCCUUUAGUGACACUGAACCCAGAUAGGGACUUAGACAGAAAAACAGACAGACACACAGACAGGUAGGAAAACAGAUAAAUACCAAACAGACAGAUAGAGAAGUAGAUGGAUAGACAGAAGACAUGAGACCUUGUUUGGUGCCAUGAUUUGGAAACAUAUUGAUUAUUGUAUUCUGUUAAUUAUAUAUGUAUUUUUAAUAAGUAAAUUAAAAGCUAAAAAAUCUGAAAAAAUGUAUGUGUAUAGACUUCAUAAAAGAAUUGAUUUUUUUUUUGUAUGAAAUUUGCCAUGACGAAGGUUUUCUGCUAAUGGGGAAAUAUGUUUUGAAAUGAGGUUUUAUCAAAAGCAUUUUACUUUGCCAUAAACAGACUUCAUGAUUGCUCAUAUAUUAUGUGAAAUAUAUGGAAAAGAAAGAAAGUUAGCCCAGUGGCUUUGUGAAUAAACCCUGAUAUACUACUAAACAAACCAAGCAAGUCAGUGGACAACAAAAUUCAUGGGGAAAUCAGUGCAAUUCAAGCAAGUUAGGUGAGCUCGUGAGGGUGCUGAUGACAUCCUUCCAGAACACUCGGUACUCUGGCAUGUGUCUGUGGUCCCUAAGAAAGAACAGUUUGUAAAUUGGAAAGCAGCAACGUCCUUCAGUGUAUGACUGUCAUCGAUGAUUGGGGCUUUCUCAUAACAAAAUUGUCUAACCUUUAUCAAAAGCUCACUCAAAAGGUUUCCAAACCCUUUUCAAAUUUUGAAGUGAAUAUGAAAGGGUAGUUCAUGGCUAGGUUCUGCAGUACGGUUAUGUUCUUAAUCUUAUAUAAACAUUUUUCAUAGUUGACAGGAAAGGAAAAAAGUGAAGGACAAUUUUUUUUUUUUGUCAUUUUAUAAAUGUAUUACUGUAAGUUUGCUCUAGAUUUUUUAGUAAAUAUUGGGUUUCAUCAGUAAUUAAUAUGCAGCUUAGUUUCUGAGUUUACUAUUUUUUUUUAAAGAUAGUUUUAUAAGUUCUUACGAAAAAGCAAAAUGUUCAAUAGAGAAAAAUAACUUUGUAUAUAAUGAUUUCUGUCAAAAACUGAUUUCUCCCUUAAGUGCAUGUAUACAGUCCACUGCAGUUUGUUUUAUUAACUUUGAUUACACAUAUAUGGCUCCAGAAUUUUUUUCACCAAAUGAUUAAUUACUAGGCUAAGGUGAACUUGCCUGCUUAACUCAUUUCUUGAUUUUUAAAAUACCAAUAACAACAAUUGAAUCAUUGAUAAUAAUAUUAAUGGUAAAACACUUUAUCAAAAAAAAAUUAAGGAAUGGGGUAAAGAGGUGAGAUCAGUUGGGUUUUGUAAUUGACUUAUUGGUGACUUAAGUGUUUGUGAAGUCAUCUAUGUGCAAAAACAAAAUUAGUAAAGCAAAACUACUGUGAACAUUACGUGUAUCUGGCACUAAUGGGUUAAGAAACUUGUGAAUUUGAAUUUCCCAGUUGCUGUCUGAUGAUCUCAUGAAAUAUUACUAUAGGACCAUUAUACCCCAGAUUUCAUAUGAGAUUUCAAAAUUUUAUAUGAGGAAUGUUGAUAAAAUGAAAAAGGUAAAAUGUGGCAGAGGAAUCACCCAUUGUGUUGGAAACAGAUCUCUUAGUGCUUUAUAUAAUGAAGCACCCUCAAAAAGAUGCUUUUAACACAAGCACAACUCUUCAGUAGAACACAGAUGUAGAAGCAAGCAGAUGUAGUGAUAUGGCACAGAGAGGCUGUAUUAUCUUUGGUUCACCCACCUAAUAUUGUUCACUUGUGGAUAGAGGUAUAUUUAUUUAGACCAUGUACCUUUUGUGAAAUAUGCAGGAGGUAGGACUACAGAUUGACCUUAACAUACAUCAGUGUUUCUUAUCAUAAAGAGUAUAUUUGCUCCUGGUCUACUUUAUGGUAUGUUUAAAGAGUUGAUGGGUGAGUACCUCCAUCUGUAUGAUUGGUUCUUAUAUUGUAUGAUUAUGUUGCUAGUGUUCAUUAUGGCCAUUCAACAUGACAUUAUGGAUCUGAUGCUGACAGUUUGACAAUAGGCCAAGAAAAAAUUGUGGAUGAUAUUUAAAAUGAUUUUCUUCUCAUUCAAUACAGGAUUUUGUACAUAUAGAAUAUAACAAGAUGACUUUCAUUAAGAUUCAGUUUAUUAAUCAAAGGGAAUGAUGAUAAUGAAAAUGACACUGAUUUUAUUUAAUACAUGUAGGAUAACGAAACCCUCCCAGAUAGGCAAAUGUUGCAGAAGAAUACUGAAUUUCUGUCUUGUUAUGUGUAGUAUAUGAGUUAGAUAUAUUCGUAAUAUAUAAAUGCAUAUAUAUUUUUAGUAAUAAUGAUUUAAUAAUGUUCAAAAAGUUUUACUGUGGUGCUCAUCAGAUCAUUUUGAAAACUUGAUUGCAAUUAAUUGUGCUUUUGAUAACAGUCUUAAACUAAUGGGUUAUGUAAAUAAGUUUGUUACAAAUGCAUGAUGAAUUCAGAAAUUAUUUUUGCCUUCUCUACAGAAAAGAAAAACAAUGUAUGGUUGUGAUUAUACAUUGACAAACAACUACUGAAAGAUCCUUUGUGUUGUGAAGAAAUGUAUUUACAUAUAUAUACACAGACAUCUUUAUUAGAUAACAUUAUAAGUUGCAUGCCUUGAAAGUGGGAGAAGGAAUAUGGAUAAUAUCAUAGUGUUAGAGCAAAUGUCAUGUGCCACAGAAUGCAGUUGACAGAUAACUCUAGUAUUUUACAGUUGUACAGUUUCAUGAAUCCCUUUGUCCUCGUCAUUGAGAAGAUGCCAGUGACCAUGUAUCGACUUUUUAGCUGAUUUUUUUUAUUCAUGCGCAUUGAGUUUAUUGGCCGAAUUAUAUAAUACAAUUGUAUUUAAUUUUAUUCACUAAUGAUUUAUUUAAAAGUAAAGAAUUCUGUGAAUGUAAUAAUUGUCAAAGUUUUUCUUUAUACACCAUUAAUUUUAUGAUGAUAACAGGAAUUAUUAUGGAAACUAGGAUACUCAGAGUAGAUUAAUUUCACUAAUGGAGAAUCAUGAGCAUUUAUUUUUUUAUUGCAUAUUAGCAUAGAAAGAGGGGGGGGAAAUGUGACUGUCUAUAGCGACUUCCGUAUAAUAACGUUCUUAUUUUGACUUAAUAUCAAUAAUGUCCUCAGUGCUUUUGAGCAGAAAUAUCUAAAAUAUUGUAGAAGUCUUUUGUCUGGCAAUAAAUUUUAUAACUGCUGUUACGUUGAAAUAAAAGUUUGUUAAGUAUAAUGCUUAAACUAUCUUGAUUAAUAAGGCUUUUAAAUAUCUGAUUUAUUAGGUUAUUUCCAAUUGUAUAUCUUUUAUCUAUAUUACAGUUAUAUUGAGAGUGUAUCUGUGUAAGCAUGUGUAGGCCUGGUUUAUAAAGAUAGUUUUUCAUAUUAAUAUGAAUAAUGAACAAUGAACAAAAAGUUCCUUAGAUCUUUAAUACUAAAAUUUCAUAAUGGAUUUGUACCUGAAAUUUUAGCAUGACAAAGCACCACACCAUAAUAAAUAAUUUAAAAUAA